AUGAGCCAUCGGAUGGGUGCUGUGUUUUCCGGCCCGUCCUCACCUACGAUCCAUGCCAGCGGAGAUGGCCUCCAGGGCGAUGUGCACCCGGCACAUGGCGCCCUGCCCCCGCCCGCCCUGACAAGAGCAUUGAAGGAGUCCCUGAAGAGCGCCGACGAGUCCGGUGCUUCCCCCAGGAACUCCCCCAAUGGGCCCCCGAACACAUCUGCCCCGACGAGUGGACUCCCCAACGGCGUGCAGUACGACUCGCCCUACUCGCGCAGUCUCGCAUCCACAGCCCCAGCCUCACCGCGGAUCCCACCCGCCCGCCAAAAUUCCGGGAGCCACACGCCCAGGAUACGCCCACAUGCGACGACGCUCAACAUCCCGGGGAUGACCCGCUCCAAGGCGUCUCCGGAUGGCCGCAUCCCUGACCGGGACGUGGCCGCCAAGCUGGUCAUCAUCAUGGUUGGCCUGCCAGCCCGCGGGAAGUCGUACAUCACCAAGAAGAUCCAGCGCUACCUGUCUUGGCAGCAGCACAACACCAAGAUCUUCAACGUCGGUAACCGCCGGAGAAUUGCCGCGGGCAUGGCCAACCCCGGCGAUGCCUCGCCUACCCUCGACCCCAGCAAGCAGCAGGACGUGCCCAGCCAAGCGGCCACCAUUCUGUCCAAGGGCUCCGCGGGCCCCGACAUUGUGGUGGAGGACGAGCCGACGCAGCUAGACCUGAACAAGACCAAGUCAGGCGGCGAGAAGAUGGACCAGUCGGCCAAGUUCUUUGACCCCAAGAACGAGGCGGCUGCGAAGCUGCGUGAGCAGGUGGCCCUGGACACGCUGGAUGAGUUGCUUGCGUAUCUUUUGCACCAAGGCGGUUCCGUGGGCAUUCUCGACGCCACAAACAGCACCAUUCAGCGGCGACAGCUGCUUGUGAACCACAUCCGGGCGAGAGAGCCGAAGCUGGGCAUUCUGUUUAUUGAGAGUGUCUGCCACGACCAAAAUCUUCUCGAGGCAAACAUGCGUCUCAAGUUGUCCGGGCCGGACUACAAGGGUAAGGACCCGUACAAGGCCUUGGAAGACUUCAAGGAGCGAGUCAAGGCCUACGAGAGCGCGUACGAGCCGCUAGGAGAAUGGGAAGAGAAAAACGACCUCCAAUACAUCCAGAUGAUUGAUGUGGGGAGGAAAAUCGUGCAGCAUCGCCUCAAAGGGUUUCUCAGCGGCGGUAUUGUCUCGUAUCUCAGCACUUUCAACCUGUCGCCACGUCAGAUCUGGAUCACACGUCACGGGCAGAGUGAAGACAAUAGGAUGCAGAAGCUGGGCGGAGAUUCUGAUCUGACAGAGCGGGGUCACUUUUACGGGCAGGCGCUGUACAAUUUCAUCACCUACAAACGCAAAGAGUGGCUUGCCCAUCAGAAGAGCCGGCUUGCAGCCGCCAACUUCCCACCGCACCCGGGCGACAACACGCCCCCGUACCCGGAGCUGAACCAAGAACUCGACGACAAGAACUUUUGCGUCUGGACAUCGACGCUCAAGCGCAGCAUGGAAACAGCCGAGUACUUCGAGGCGGACGACGACUACGACGUCAAGGCGUGGGAGAUGCUCAAGGAGCUCAACGCGGGCGACUUUGAGGGCAUGACAUACGAGGAAAUCGCCAAAAAAUACCCGGAAGAGUACGGCAAACGCGCCAAGGACAAACUCCAGUACACCUACCCGGGUGUUGGCGGCGAGGGGUACCUCAAGAUCAUCAGCCGGCUGCGCGACAUGGUGCGCGAGAUGGAGCGCAUUACCGACCACGUGCUUGUCAUCGGGCACCGGUCCAUCUGCCGCGUGCUGAUGGCCUAUUUCAUGGAUCUCACCCGCGACGACAUUGCGGAUCUCGACCUGCCCCUCGGUAUCCUGUAUGCCAUUGAACCCAAGCCUUAUGGGAUUGAGUUCCAUGCCUACCGGUACAACGAGGAGACGUUCACUUUCGACGAGCUCCCCGAUUACAAGCCCCGCAAGACGGUCGACCGGAACUCGUGA
Messenger RNA from Dichotomopilus funicola, 1998 nucleotides. RefSeq names its product 6-phosphofructo-2-kinase-domain-containing protein. Gene Ontology annotation, biological process: fructose metabolic process; fructose 2,6-bisphosphate metabolic process. The record is from RefSeq and is a predicted model, not a curated record. The coding region runs from base 1 to 1998 and encodes 665 amino acids. Gene Ontology annotation, cellular component: cytosol. Gene Ontology annotation, molecular function: ATP binding; 6-phosphofructo-2-kinase activity. The transcript has 4 exons. Lineage: Eukaryota; Fungi; Ascomycota; Sordariomycetes; Sordariales; Chaetomiaceae.